CCCACCCUCCCUUCUCAUUGAACGCUUUUACGCAAAGAUGACUCACUCUUCUGACAGUGCGCCACUUCUGCCAGGCCAGCCAUCGUCAAGCAAAGGCCGCUCCAAGCCCCCGUUCUCAAGACCUUCCUACCGUCGAAGAAGAUCAAGUUUUGAUGCCACUGUUUACAAUGCUGGAACAGUACCCUGGAUCAAAGAAGAUGAACCUACUUCUGAAGUGGGGGCACAGCCUGAUGAUCAAAAAGGUCUUUCUCUAGCUCAGAUUCUGUUAUUGACCCUUUGCAUGGCUGGUGUUCAAUUCACAUGGACUGUUGAACUCUCUUAUGGCACUCCAUACCUACUUUCUUUAGAGCUAUCCAAGGAACUAACGGCAUUGGUCUGGCUUGCUGGUCCAUUGUCUGGUUUGUUAGUCCAACCUUUGAUUGGUGCUUUCAGUGAUAAAUGUACCUCACGGUUCGGAAAGCGACGCCCUUACAUUUUCGUUUCUGGUAUCUUGACUUGUUUGUCUAUGCUCGGUGUUGCCUAUGCUCGUGAUAUGGCAGACUGGAUCGUAGCUAAUGGUACAUUCGAAGAUGACGAAUCUCAAAAGGCUGCAAGGCGGCAAUGGGCUAUUAUCAUUUGCGUAUCAAGCUUUUACUUUUUGGACUUUACGUUGAACGCAGUCCAAGCUAUUUGCAGAGCCCUUAUCUUGGACAUCCCUCCUCUCUGGCAGCAAGACAGAGUAAAUGCAUGGUCUGCCCGGCUCAGCAAUACCGCUACCGUCAUUGGUCACUUUACUGGAUUCAUGGAUCUCGUCCAUAUCCUCCCCUUCUUUGGUGAUACUCAAGUCAAGGUGUUUUGCGUGGUGGCCAUCAUUGUUUUCAUCACCACUUUAACAAUUACCAGUCUAACAACGAAAGAACAAGUCCAGGAACCAUCUCCUGAAGAUGUGGAUCAACCAUGGUAUCAUACAUUCGCAUACAUCUGGAAGGCUUUCCGAUUCCUCCCACGACCCAUCCAGACAUUGUGCAAUACACAAUUCUUUGCCUGGAUGGGCUGGUUCCCCUUCUUGUUUUACAGCACCGAAUGGGUUUCUGAAAUUUAUUUCCAAACCCAUCCCACUGAUGGCAGUAAUCCUGACGAAUGGGCUAGAGGUACCCGUGCCGGAUCAUUUGCGAUGCUUUGUUACGCUAUCACUUCUGUGGUUGCCGGCGUCGUUCUGCCCAUGUUGGUUACCAAAGAUGGUGUGUCCAAGCACUCCAUAUUCUCUUUAAAGAACAUUUACACCUUCGGCCAUAUCGUAUCUGCCAUCGCGCUUUUGUCUUCCUUUUACGUUGAAACCGUCACUGGGGCAACAAUAGUACUCACAACCAUGGGUAUUCCUUGGGCUAUAGUUUUGUGGAUUCCAUUUUCACUUGUGGGAGAAUACGUCAGUUAUGAAGAUGAGCGAAAGAAAAAAUCCAUUACUCCAGCUAAUUAUGGAGCCGUUACUGAUGCCGCUGCCCCUUCGUCUCCUUUACCAAAAGAAGCAGAUGAAGAGCAGAACCAAGAAGAAUUUGAUGCCGGACUUAUUCUUGGAGUUCACAACAUGUAUAUAGUAUUCCCCCAAUUUGCAGUUGCUAUCAUCGCUGCAGUCAUCUUCGUCGUCGUCGGCUCCGUGGCUCCUGAAGAUCCCGCGCACCCAGCAAAAAGUGGAAUCACUUAUGUUCUUGCUUUUGGUGGUUGCAUGAGCAUGAUUGCCGCCACUGUAUCUCGAUACAUCGUUCGUGUUGUGAAAUAAAGGUUGAACAUGUGAGAGGUGUUUUGUUAUCAUUAUGUUUUUAUUGUUUGUCUUCUUGUGUGUGUGUUUGGUUUUUUGUUUAAAGCCAGUAUUGCUAAAUGUUGCUUUUGUCUCUAGACUAUGGCGAUAUAUCACAGUGUGAUGAUACGAUACGUCUACAAGUAAUUUACAAUCAUAAAAUUUUGGAUAAUCUACGUAAGGCAUCUUGCCUUACGACAAAUCUGCAAUCCACUCAGUUAUGCUGUUGAGAUC
This is a messenger RNA of Umbelopsis ramanniana AG, 2008 nucleotides long. RefSeq lists its product as uncharacterized. The record is from RefSeq and is a predicted model, not a curated record. The transcript has 6 exons. Gene Ontology annotation, cellular component: membrane. NCBI's taxonomy places the organism in Eukaryota, Fungi, Mucoromycota, Umbelopsidomycetes, Umbelopsidales, Umbelopsidaceae. Gene Ontology annotation, molecular function: sucrose:proton symporter activity. The coding region runs from base 38 to 1756 and encodes 572 amino acids.